Molecule: messenger RNA, 1518 nt
Organism: Exophiala xenobiotica
Lineage: Eukaryota; Fungi; Ascomycota; Eurotiomycetes; Chaetothyriales; Herpotrichiellaceae
Exons: 2
Coding region: 1-1518 (505 amino acids)
Biological process (GO): attachment of mitotic spindle microtubules to kinetochore; homologous chromosome segregation; meiotic sister chromatid segregation
Cellular component (GO): nucleolus; chromosome, centromeric core domain; mitotic spindle
Molecular function (GO): protein binding; microtubule site clamp
Source: RefSeq, a predicted model, not a curated record
AUGAAGGGAAUAGCCGAUCUGUUGGACUCAGACAUGGAAGAGUCAGCCAAUUCUAUCGAUGAGAAUUCCAUUCUCUCUUCCGUCUCGGACGCGACUACCACGAAGGAUACUCAAGCAAAGAAAGGCCGGAAGCGACAUAGAGUGACAAUGCCUGCCAAAUCAAAGUCGAAGACAACAGUUUCGCAGAGCAAGAAGGCGAUCUCGAAGCAGACCGUCCCGGCGAAGCGCAAAGCAGCAGACGAGGAGGUCAACAGCCGCGAUCUCCGUCUGGGGAACGACGCGCAGUGGUCCGAAACGGAGCAGCAAACUUCGGAACCCAAGCCUAUGAAACGCGUCCGCGGCCCUAGCAAAACGAAACCCGUCAAGCAAGCGAACGUGAUCCGGACGCAGGAUGUCGCAGAAGAAGAUGUUAUGGACAUGGAACAGCCAGCGACCGAAGCAGCGCGCCCGAUGCAAGCCUCGAGUGGAGACAACUCUGAGCCCGUCAAGGCUAGAAAGAAGGCUGCGCCUGCUAGGAAACCCAAAGUCGUGCAAGAACUUCAGACACUCGUAUCCGAAAUACGAAAAGAGACAACUGAAGAGGAAGAAGAAAAUACCGAACCACUGUUGACAGAGAAGGUAUCAAAAUCAAAUGUCGCACCUCGCAAUGUUUCACGACCACGACCGGAACCAACCUACAGGCGUCGAGCAGGGAGCGCAUCAGACACGGAAAGAGCAGACCCAAGUCUGCGGCGCAAGCUAGGUGAUGUCACUCGCAAGUUCGAGAAUGUCGAUUUGAAAUACCGUAACCUGAAGGAAGUCGGGAUUCAUGAAGCAAACACCAACAUGGAAAAGCUUCGCAGACAAUGUGACGCGACAAUGCAGGCGUCCAAUGAUCUGAUCGCGUCGCUCAAGAAAGAGCUUGCAGCACAAGCACCACUUGUUCAAGAAGCCCGAAGGCUGAAGAAGCAGAUGCAGAGCCAGGAGGUGGAAGUCAGCAGGAUGCGGGACGUCGUAACAGAACUCGAGAGUUCCCUCACUACAGCCCAGAACGAAAUCAAGGGUCUGCAAGCUAAGCUAGCAGCUGCACGAGCACCAUCGGUUGACACUGCGGCAUCGAAGCCUCCAGGAAGCGCCAUUAAAGGAAAGUCACAGCGGCCUGUUGUAAUGGGCAGUGCUGAAGCUGCACAAGCCGCUCAAUGUGCUCAGAUGAAGGAGGAUCUUUACAGUGACUUGACUGGUCUCAUCAUCCGUAGUGUCAAGAAGACCGAUGAAGGUGAUACCUACGAUUGCAUCCAGACGGGACGAAACGGCACACUGCAUUUCAAACUUUUCGUCGAUCAGGAAGAUGCCAGAAACGCCAGCUUCGAAGAGACGGAGUUUCUCUACACGCCUCUAUUGGACGCGAACAGAGAUCGCGAUAUGAUAGAGCACAUGCCGAGUUAUUUGAUCGAGGACAUCACGUUUGCACGGCAAAAUGCCGCCAAAUUCUACGGACGAGUCGUAGACACCUUGACGAAGAAACGAGCAGAAGAAUGA